AUGUUAUUAGGAGACUUCAACGCCCAUUCCACCAGAUGGGGCUACAAAGAUACAAACAUAGCUGGAAAGGAAAUUGAAGACAUACUAAACAGCAACCCUCUGGUACUUAUUUACAGCAAUGAGGAUUCGGCUACAUAUUUGCACUACAAUGGAACCAGAACAACUCCUGACUUACUCCUGCCUUCAAGCGACAUCAGCGAGCAUACACUCUGCAAAAUAAUUGACGAUCCUGAGAAUGAACUUCACACAAGUCCCCUCAACUUCAACCAACAUCCUGACAAACUUUGCAACAAUAUCACGAGUAUUAUGAUCCGAUGUGCAAAGAAAACUAUUCCCCAAGGCAAGACUAAACACUAUCGAGUGUUUUGGUAUAGACACCUUGAGAAACUGAAAAGAAAGAGGGACGCCCUUCGCAACACUGCUGAUCAGACUGGAAGAACGAAAGACGUAAAAGCCUGGAGACGACAAUCAGCUGUUCUAAGACAAGUCCUCUUGCAAGCUACACGAGCUUACUUCGACAAAUUCAUCUCAAAUAUCAACUAUAAAAAUGAUAGCCAACGCACUUUCAAAUUCCCGGGUGACAUUCAAAACAACCGGCAAAGACCCAAGAAAGAACCAAUACGUUUAAAAAACAAACAGCUUACCACCGACUCCGAAAUAGCUAACUGCUUUGCAAGUGUGGAAUUGAGGAAGCAUCAUAGAAUUAAUGGAAUCGAACCAGCUGAUGAGCCGUACUUUUACUUCGCUUCCCACUUCUACGUUGACAAAUUUGCUGCAGAUGAGUCAUAA
Messenger RNA from Rodentolepis nana, 789 nucleotides. NCBI's taxonomy places the organism in Eukaryota, Metazoa, Platyhelminthes, Cestoda, Cyclophyllidea, Hymenolepididae. The record is from the annotation of a GenBank genome assembly.